Messenger RNA from Erinaceus europaeus (western European hedgehog), 627 nucleotides. RefSeq names its product short transmembrane mitochondrial protein 1-like. The record is from RefSeq and is a predicted model, not a curated record. The coding region runs from base 16 to 300 and encodes 94 amino acids. Lineage: Eukaryota; Metazoa; Chordata; Mammalia; Eulipotyphla; Erinaceidae. The transcript has a single exon.
UAUUCAAAAUACAUAAUGGGCUCCGGGGGCCCGGCAGGCUGGGCCAGGCCUUCGCAGUACAGCAGCUUGUUCUCAGUCCCUGCAGACAUCAUGCUCCAGUUCCUGCUUGGAUUUACUUUGGGCAACAUGGUUGGAAUGUAUCUGGCUCAAAACUAUGACAUACCAGACCUGGCUAAAAAAACUGAAGACAUUAAAAAGGACUUGGAGGCCAAGAAGAAGCCCCCCAGUUCCUGGGGCCAACACCUGCUUACUCUGGACAUGCUGAGUCCACUGCACUCGAGGACCUCCGUUACUCUCUGAACAGAAAGCUUUCAUUUUAACCCCUAGUCUCAGUGAUUUCCUCUUUUGCUAGACUCUGUGUUGCCUUAGAGCAAAGAUGGGGCCACAAAUUCAAAACAAAACAAAACAAAACAAACAAACAAAAAAAUAUAUAUAUAUGAUUCUUACAGUUCAGUAAUAAGAAAAACAACCUAAUUUUAAAAGUAGUCAAGAAAGUGAAAGAGAUAGUAAAGUUCUUUAUAUUAUCUUUAUAACUUUUCUAUAAAUAUGAAAUUAUUCCAAAGUGAAGUAUAUUUUUAAAGUAUGAACAAAAUAAUUGGCCAUAUACUUCACAAAAUAAGCUACACA